AUGAAUUGCAAGAAACUUUGGAUCAAAUAUGAAUGACUUCCAGAGUUCUGUUUUUGUUUGUGGAUGCAUGGGCCACCUUGAAAAUAGCUGUGAAGUUGCCAACCAUAUCAAAGAUGGUGGAGAUGAUCUUGAUCUUUUAGAUGAAACCUUUAUUGCAAAUACACAUUCUCUAGUUGGCGAUAAGAUUGAAGGAAACAAGGAGCAUUAUGAGACUAUAGCUAACAGAGCAAGCCAGGGAGAAGGACACAAUGAUACUGUUGCUAGAGAUCUAGAGGCAAAUGAUAACGUGACUAGCAAUGCAAGCCAAAUGCAAGGGAACAAUGCUCUUGGUGUGGGAGAAAUUGCAGUUGAAAUAGCUCAACCCCUAAUGCUGUUGUAAGAGAAAUGACUUUGGUAGGGAAUAUGGAAAACAUUGAUGGUUUGCCAAGUUUGAUGAGUGAACAAUUAGUGGAGAUACCUUUAGCCCUUGGAUUUGAUGGUGUUAAAUAGUUGAUAAGGCAAGGAAAUGGUGCAAAAGGAGGUCAAGGCAAAUGGAAAAGAAUAAGACAUGAGGUGGGGU
Messenger RNA from Rubroshorea leprosula, 559 nucleotides. NCBI's taxonomy places the organism in Eukaryota, Viridiplantae, Streptophyta, Magnoliopsida, Malvales, Dipterocarpaceae. The record is from the annotation of a GenBank genome assembly.